AUGCACCCCCUCUCUGUCCUCAGCGUUGGCAUCUUCGUCGCUGGCUACAUCACCGCCCGAUGGGACCUGGUUACACGCCUCUAUGAGCUUGCCAUAUUCGCUUGGGACUACGGAGUUGUUACACGCGCCGCCAAGGGCUUCGCCCUCCUAACCUUCGUCUACCUCCUUAUAUUCAUUCCCGUGGAACGUUUGGCCACCAAGGAGGCGAACCUGCCCGAGGCUGACAUGCCAGAAAAUGACGGCUUAAUGAGGAUAUUCUGGCCGACGGACAUCCAGCGCUCCGACCUGCCCGGUGUCGUUGUGGGAUGGAGGAACUCGAGCCUGGAUGUCUUCGUCGUCGCCAUCCUCGACGACGUCGAUGCCGGCCACGUCGAAUUCGCUCUCAAAAUCGGUACCCUCUUUCGAAAUUCCCCUCAUCCCGUCUACAGCAUCUACGAACGAUGCGGCCACGGAGCCAUGCAUGUCCUGGGCCUUGCCAACCCCAGCGACGCCGUCGUCCUCGAUCCUUCCCUGUUCGUCGCGACGACCCCAGCCGCCGCAAAAGUCCCUCGUAUCACUUGCGCCAAAGCCCUGAGCAUUCAAAUCAUCCUUUACGACCGCCCACGCCCCGGCAGGAUGCAGUACAUCUCGCUGAACCCCAUAUCGCUUGCGCUCGGAAACAAGGAGGCCCCGGGCCUGCCACCGACUGAACACAUGGCCGAGGAGGAGAAGCAGGAACUGAAGCUGAAGGAGCAGAAGAGGAAACUUGUCGACAAGCUUAGGCUCCACACCAUCAUCAAGCGAUCGCCCUCGCCAAAGGAGAAGGCUCUGCCCAAGAUUGUGAACCAAAUCAACUGGUCCUGGGAGCUUGAACAGCUGCUGCAGAAGAACAUUUCGCGCAUCGGCACCAGACCAAAGCGGACGCUCAGCGUCUCGGAGCGAGUUGUCGAGAACGUGACGACCGUGCGGAACUUCGUAUGGGACCUCCUGAUCCUAUACGUGCUCCCGCUGAUCCAGUGGGGGUUCGUGUACAUGCUCAUGGGUCACAGAGCCGUGGCCGAGCUCCUCCUUCAGAUCCUUGAGUUCCGUCUAAAGGACAACUCCCUGGCCCUGAAGGACAUCUCGGCGACGGCGCAACAGGUGGAGAUCAGGCUUCAGCAAUUCUGCUACUGGCCUAUGCAGUACACGACGUUGCGACAGCGUAAAAACGACUGGGAGAGCGUCACGACUAGCCAUCCUGACUAUAUCCGCUUCUACAAUAGCUUGUGGCUUGUCGCCAACGAUGUCAUCAUCGGCAUCGCGCUGGGAUCCUACAUCAUCGAUAAUGCCGAAUGGGCCGCCAGUGCAAUCAGUGGGCUUUUGAAGGUGUACACAGUCGAGGCACUGCAACGGAGCAUUACUUGGCUGAUGGACUGCCCUGGGGGCUUGAAGCUGAAUAAAGACUUGGCUUCGUUCCUCGGAGACCUUUUCCUAUGGGUUAUCGAUUACUGGUCAAACUGUAUCGCGACCCUUGAGCCAGUGCUGCCUCACGUCAUCUGGUUCAUUGGGUUCUCCAGCUUCGCCGGCGCUAGUAUGCCCAUUGCCAUGUUUUCCGACCUGCUAUCCGGCCUGACCGUCCACAUCUACUCGUUUUAUCUCGCGUCUGCUCGGAUCUACCACUGGCAGCUGACGAUCCUCAUCUCACUCUUCCAUCUCUUCCGUGGCAAGAAGCACAACGUCCUCCGUAACCGUAUCGACUCGUGCGACUACGACCUAGACCAGCUUCUCGUCGGCACCAUCCUGUUCACCCUGCUCUUCUUCCUCCUCACAACGGUGGUCGUCUUUUACCUCAACUUUGCCGUUGCGCGCAUGGUCAUCAUCUCGCUCAAGGCUGUGUUCGAUACGCUUCUCUCUUGUCUAAAUCACUUUCCCCUUUUCGCGCUGAUGUUACGGGUCAAAGACCCGAGGCGACUUCCAGGCGGCAUUCGUUUUGAGCUUCGAGAUACCCAUGAUUAUAGACUUAGUAAUACUUCCAACGAACCACCAACCUCGGUCAUCUAUCUCAAGUCCAUCCCCCUCACAUUCCGUGCCAUGUUCCACCAGUACUUCCAAAUGGGGAACCGCAUCCGCAAGCACUACCUAUCGCCACAGGUGCUCCUUUGCUUGCUGACAGGGCAGUUCGUCCCGCCCCUCAACCGCAAGAAUCUGUACAGCUUGCAAUACAGCAUGCUGCCCGCGCGCCGCGCAAACUUUCGUCAGAUGUGGGACGCCAUCACGACAGCGCAGCCGUCGAGGAAGCCCGCGCCGUUCGUCAUGAAUGGGAGGAGGUAUCCGACAGGGCUUGGCGGCGGGGGGAGGACAAGAUACCACCAUUAA
Molecule: messenger RNA, 2334 nt
Organism: Colletotrichum destructivum
Lineage: Eukaryota; Fungi; Ascomycota; Sordariomycetes; Glomerellales; Glomerellaceae
Product: Putative phosphatidylinositol N-acetylglucosaminyltransferase subunit Q/GPI1
Exons: 7
Coding region: 1-2334 (777 amino acids)
Biological process (GO): GPI anchor biosynthetic process
Cellular component (GO): membrane; endoplasmic reticulum
Source: RefSeq, a predicted model, not a curated record